CACAUCACUGGCACUGGUCAAUCAUAGGGGUAAAUAUGACCCGUAUUUCUAUAACAAGCGGUCGUCCGAGCGGUCGAGACCCGGACUCUGGUACCUAAGCCUGCAUACUCAAAUUUGUAACAUCUCGGGCUGCGAAUUUAACUCGUUCUUUGCCCGAGACACAGCAACGCAGCCGAGAGUCGCGCGACAAGGAAAAUGACAAACCGGGAUAGCAAUACCAAGAAAGCUUGCCACAACUGCAUUAAGAGGCGUAUCGUCUGUGACAAGACUGGAGAUUCUUGCCGCAAAUGUGCCAAAAAGCAUUUGACAUGUCCUGGUUACGGAAUAAGAUACCGGUUCGCUAAAGAGACGACUAGCUCGAGCGUAUCGCCGCUAUCAGCACCGGAGCGGGAGCAGGUCGGGUUGAAACACCAAAAAAAUAUCCGCCAGUGGAUCGAGUAUUCGGGAGAAUCGGCGGCGGCUGGAUCUAGGCCUUCAAAAACGUCACCGGUAGUAGGAAAUUCAGUAUCCAAUUACUCACAUCCCUCAGCGACAACAAUACCGAGGUCAUUAUUAGAAUUAGACCCCAGAACUCGGUUAUAUUUCUUGCACUUCGCUGUACAUAUAUCCCAUUUCAUGGUAGUCUUUGACGACGAGGAGAAUGGAUACCGACACCAUGUAUUGCCCAUGGCGCAUAGCAACCCCCUCGUCCAAAGAGCCGUGUGCGUCGUGUCCGCCUUCCAACUGUCCGCAAAGCACCCGCGACUUCGUCCUCCCGCGGAGGUCGUCAGGGCCGAGCUGAUCCGGGGCCUCUCCCGAGCUGCGGCGGUAAACCCCGAUCUUAGCGAAGCCGCAUGGGCAACCCUUCUCCUGCUCACCGUAGCCGACCUCAUCACCGGCCACGAGGACGUCUCGUCGCUAAUAACGAUCCUCAACACCUUCAUCGACGCACGCGGCCCUCCCAAGGAAUCCGCCGGUGCCCUGGAAAAAUUCUUGUAUUUCCAGUCUUCCGUCCUAGGCUUCUUCACGCGCCCGUUCUCCCCACCGGGUCCGCGCCCACUGCCCCCGCGGCGCCUCCUCAACCACCCAGUCGCGACGUUCGAGGCGUACACGCAGAGCCUGCACAACUGCGCGAAGCACGAAGCGCCGCCGGUGUACAAGGGCGGGUCGCCGUUCCCGCUGUACGAGGAGGCGUUCCGGCUCGCGGGGGAGAUCUACACGACGCGCAUGGAGAGCACGCGGCGCGCCGGCGACUGCAUGCGCGCGCACGUCCUACGCAUCCGCGCGGUGUGCGAGCAGAUUGAUCCCGCGGCGCAGGGGACGCAUGUUAUUUCCUGGCCGAUUUUCGUGGCGGCGAUGGAGAGUGGGGAUGAUGGGGAUAGGGAGUACUUUGCGGGUGCGUUAAGGAGGAUUUGGGAGAGGUGUGGGUAUGUGAAUAUUUCGAGGGGGUUUGAGGUGUUGCCUGAGCUGUGGGGGAAGAGGAGGCGGAGGAGCUGGUUUGAGGUUUUGGGGGAUUAUAAGGGGUUUGAUGUUUGUUGAGGGUUGGGAUGGAUGGAUGUGUUAGGGAUUAGGGUGUUGGGUUGGGAGCGGCGUUGGUGAAUCUAAUAUUUUAAGAUUAAUGAGGUUUGAGGAACACGUCUAUGUGUGCAGGUUUCCAUGGAUGGUCUCGUUGAGUGAUGUGAAGUGUAAAUGCGGGUAUCUAGAAGAAAUUGGUUAUCGACGACAUUGUCGAAUACCCCUAAACUCCUGAAUCCGUGAACACAAGUCCGGAAAUAUGGAGACACGGAGUUAAGGGACUUUGCUUAGAGUUACGGUUCAGUCUGGUCAACUAUAAUAUAAUAAGCAGCCAAUCAGGA
This is a messenger RNA of Annulohypoxylon maeteangense, 1835 nucleotides long. RefSeq lists its product as uncharacterized. The record is from RefSeq and is a predicted model, not a curated record. NCBI's taxonomy places the organism in Eukaryota, Fungi, Ascomycota, Sordariomycetes, Xylariales, Hypoxylaceae. Gene Ontology annotation, cellular component: nucleus. The coding region runs from base 196 to 1518 and encodes 440 amino acids. Gene Ontology annotation, molecular function: DNA-binding transcription factor activity, RNA polymerase II-specific; transcription cis-regulatory region binding; zinc ion binding. The transcript is spliced from 4 exons. Gene Ontology annotation, biological process: positive regulation of transcription by RNA polymerase II.